Messenger RNA from Thlaspi arvense, 1140 nucleotides. NCBI's taxonomy places the organism in Eukaryota, Viridiplantae, Streptophyta, Magnoliopsida, Brassicales, Brassicaceae. The record is from the annotation of a GenBank genome assembly.
GAGAAACUUUACACUAUAAAUACAUCCACACACCACCUUCAUUUCUUCACACAACUAUCUCCCCCCACUCACCCCUCCAAAACAAAACAGAAAAUGGCUACCCAAAGAGCGAUUCUCAAAAACGCUCUAAUCCUUUUUCUCUUCACCUUAACCAUCAUCACAAAAACCGCGUUUUCGCAAAACUGCGGCACAGCCGGAUGUGCGGGCAACCUAUGCUGCAGUAGAUAUGGAUAUUGUGGCACCACAGCCGCCUACUGCGGCACCGGGUGCAGAAGCGGGCCUUGCAGCUCCGGAGCCACACCAGCUCCUAGCGGCGGCACCGGCGGUCUAAACGCCGAUCCUCGUGAUACCAUUGAAAACGUUGUCACACCAGCAUUUUUCGAUGGUCUCAUGAGCAAAGUCGGAAACGGCUGCCCAGCCAAAGGGUUCUACACUCGCCAGGCUUUCAUCUCAGCUGCCCAAUCGUUCCCUGCGUAUCAAGGAGCCGUCGCUAAGCGUGAAAUCGCUGCCAUGUUAGCUCAGUUCUCACACGAAUCUGGAAGUUUUUGUUACAAAGAAGAAAUAGCGAGAGGAAGGUACUGCCAAGCUAGCACAGUCUACCCUUGUCAACCGGGAAAGGACUACUACGGUCGCGGUCCGAUCCAAAUCACAUGGAACUACAACUACGGUGCAGCCGGAAGGUUCCUUGGACUCCCUCUCUUGACUGAUCCAGAUAUGGUGGCUCGUAGCCCUGAAGUGGCCUUUAAGUGUGCCAUGUGGUUCUGGAACCAGAAUGUUCGUCCGGUCUUGGACCAAGGCUUUGGAGCCACCACGAGGAAGAUCAACGGUGGCGAAUGCAACGGUCGGCGUCCUGCAGCGGUGCAAAGCAGAGUUGACCGCUACUUGGAGUUCUGUAGGGUGUUUGGGAUCACUCCUGGAACAAGUCUUAGUUGCUAAAGAGGUUAAAUGUGGUUAAUAUGGCACGCUUCAUGGUAUGAUGUUGGUCUUGCGUGUGUGAGUUAAUAAGUAAAGGUGUCUAAUAAAAGAUUAUGACGUGUAUCCUAAUUCCUAAAUUCAUAAUGUAUCCAUGUGUUGUUUGUAAGGAUUUCAUAAAAAUGAAGUAUAUCAGCCAAUCUAUAAUAAAUGCAUUUACAAGAUUUA